Labeo rohita (rohu) is the source of this 1321-nucleotide messenger RNA. It is a transcript of the gene thtpa, whose product is annotated as thiamine triphosphatase. Gene Ontology annotation, biological process: dephosphorylation; thiamine metabolic process; thiamine diphosphate metabolic process. The record is from RefSeq and is a predicted model, not a curated record. Gene Ontology annotation, molecular function: magnesium ion binding; thiamine triphosphate phosphatase activity. NCBI's taxonomy places the organism in Eukaryota, Metazoa, Chordata, Actinopteri, Cypriniformes, Cyprinidae. The transcript is spliced from 3 exons. The coding region runs from base 365 to 1075 and encodes 236 amino acids.
UUCCGUGUUUUUUGUUUGAUAGGUUGUUUUCAUUCUUUGUUUUGAUUGUAUCUCAACCGAAUUUUAACCGCAAUAGUAGUUACAGUAUAAUUACCACUGUCUGAAAUAAUAAUUUAUUAACCUGUUAGUCCGGGCAGUAUUCGCUGUUGGCUGUGUUUGGAAACGUACCGAGCUUCCUAACUAGACGGCAUUUUUAGUCGGUCACGUAAGCGGAAAACUACUGUCUUACUAGGCAGCUCACUUGGUUUUGAGACACAGCUGAUCUUAUUUGAUUUGGCACAAUUACUGCAGUCUUUGAUUGAUACAAAUAACAUACCAUCGUUCACGUCUUUCUUGUUUUGAUUUUUACGUUUCAUAGAACAAAAUGACUCUAGAGGUUGAGAGAAAAUUCGUUUGUGAUCCAGAAAUUAUGAGGAAACUACAUGAUAUUGGAGCUAAAUGCAUUGGUCAGCGGCAGUUUCGAGACCUGUACUUUGACUCCCCAGAUUUCAUCCUCACGUUAAAAGAUUUUUGGUUGAGAUGCCGAGAAGGACUGUGGGAGCUGAAAUGCCCUGCAGUUUCAGGAACUACACCUGACAAUGACACUGAGACCCUUUGUACACGAUACAGAGAGAUAACCAGUUUCCCUCUGAUUCAAUCAGAAGUCAGCAGGAUUAUCAGGGAACACACGGCUGAAGGGAGUGAAUCAAACUCCUCACAAAAGGAACAAAUUGACAAAGUCGCAGAAAAUGAGAACGCAGAGGUCUGUUCAGCAGAUGACACAAAGUGGCUGAAUGACCUCAAUCUCGUCUGUUUUGCCGAGUUCAAGACCGAGCGCUGCUCUUACAUGCUAGAGAGAGAGACCGGUGCAGUGCGGGUGGAUCUGGACCAGGCUGAUUUCGGAUAUUGUGUGGGAGAAAUUGAGGUUCUGGUGUCUGAAGGAAGUGACAUGAAUGCAGCUCUGCAGAGGAUUACAAAUAUUGCUGCAGAACUGGGUUUAAGCUGUGAGAAGAAAGUACAGGGGAAAAUGCAUGUUUACCUUCAAAAAUAUCGACCUGAACACUAUGCAAAGCUUCUUAGUGCUUAUAUUUUAUGAAAAAUCUCUUUGUAGAUUUAAAAUUCUGUUUCAUUUAUGAUUCACCUUUAAUGCUCAUAUUUUAAUGAGAAAAUAAGCACUGAUAAUGUAUAGUGUAUUAUUAUAAAUAACAAAUAUUAACUUGAAGUGUUUAAGUGAGGUAAAGAUUAAUACAGAAAAUACAGUACCAAAUGAAAAAAUGAUUAUAUAGCCUAUAAUGGCAGCUUGGGUCAUUUAAUCAGAUAUCUGAUUAAAAAAAAUUAAUAC